Messenger RNA from Trichomonas vaginalis G3, 339 nucleotides. RefSeq lists its product as uncharacterized. Lineage: Eukaryota; Parabasalia; Trichomonadida; Trichomonadidae. The transcript has a single exon. The record is from RefSeq and is a predicted model, not a curated record. Bases 1 to 339 code for a protein of 112 amino acids.
AUGAGUUGUGCUGAAUAUUUUGCAAGAUAUACGUUCAAAAAGAUAAACCAAGAAUCAAAGAAGAAAAGAAAGCCAAAGAUGACUUACCAACACUUUAUUGCCGCUCUCAAAACAAUUUUUGGUCAGUUUAUCAUUCACAACAAGAAGAAAACUAACCUCAAAAUGAAGAAAAAUAAGAAGAGAAGCAACCAGAAGAAGCCAAUGAAGAUGCAAAAAAAUAGUGAGGGAGAAGAUCAACAUCACAGGGAGCAAUCAUCUGUUGAACAUGUUUCAGAUCUUGAAGAUGAUAUAUUAAAAUAUGGAUUUAUACAUAAGAAUUGUUAUUCGUUUGAAAAAUGA